This is a messenger RNA of Parnassius apollo (apollo), 522 nucleotides long. The record is from the annotation of a GenBank genome assembly. NCBI's taxonomy places the organism in Eukaryota, Metazoa, Arthropoda, Insecta, Lepidoptera, Papilionidae.
UUGGGUUUCAAAUCAACUGCCACUCAGACGCAAUCUGUUGAAGAAAGUACACUACCAAGUUUAAUAAAAGAAGUUGAAGAUAACAGCCGUUACAAAACAUUGGAGGCCAAUGCCACACUUUUAAAACUUCUAGUGGACGAUAAAGAUGGUGUUAGUAGUUCCGAAGUGUUCGACAUGCUGCACUCCCGUGAUGACAAUCAACAGCACAUAGACCUCCCCACUUUUCCUGAAGACUCGGAGGACGCUCGGACCGACGUUACCUCAGUACCGGAUUCACAAGCCGAGUUUUUGCAGGUUCCGGGAGAAGCAGUGCGUAGAGACUCGCAGCGAUUACGGUCAGGUUCACGGGUGGAACCGAUCGGCGCAGCUGCCGGAAUCAUGGUGGUAGUCACUUGCUCCAUAAUGUGCAUAGCUUACACUUCUCUUGUUGUGUGGAGGAGGAUAUAUUUGAAGAGAAAUGGCCUCAAGCAUGAACUUCUAAGAAACGAGGAGAACGUAGCAGAGACCAGAAUUGAAUUGUAA